Messenger RNA from Pristis pectinata (smalltooth sawfish), 1784 nucleotides. It is a transcript of the gene fbxo25, whose product is annotated as F-box protein 25. Gene Ontology annotation, biological process: protein ubiquitination. The transcript is spliced from 6 exons. NCBI's taxonomy places the organism in Eukaryota, Metazoa, Chordata, Chondrichthyes, Rhinopristiformes, Pristidae. Gene Ontology annotation, molecular function: protein binding. Bases 142 to 969 code for a protein of 275 amino acids. Gene Ontology annotation, cellular component: SCF ubiquitin ligase complex; nucleus; cytoplasm. The record is from RefSeq and is a predicted model, not a curated record.
AACAAAGGCAGUGCGGAAGGUAGGGUCGGCUGUGGAGGAGCGUUGGCCGUCGGUGGUGGUGCAAGCGUUCGAUCCGUCUGUUGGAAUCGCAACGGAAUAAAGGCGCAGUCAGCGGAGGCUGGGCGUUCUGCUAAGCCGAGGAUGCCGUUCUUGGGACAAGAUUGGCGUUCCCCGGGAGGGUGCUGGGUGAAAUCCGAGAACGGCUGGAAGCGCUCGCAGUUUUACCGGGAAGAGGAGAGUCACCGGGGAAAGCAGCUGUGCCCACGAUUGCAAGAAGAGAGCAAUGAAAAUAAAAUUGUUGAAGACUGUGAGGUAAUAGCAAAAAAGAGGAAGAAGGAUCACUUUAAUAUCAACACACGAAAUGAAUUGAUUGAGGACCAGCAGAAUCCUCGACUAAUCAAAAACCUUCUGCAGGAUCUGGGUUCUGUACUUUGUAUCCUGAUCCGUGAGGUGGGAAGGUGUGUCCUUGUUGGGAAUGUUAAUAUCUGGGUUUACCGUAUGGAAACCAUCCUGGACUGGCAACACCAGCUAAAUAAUCUGAAGAUUACCAGGAGAAUAUGUAAUGGUGUGACACUGAGUGACCUUCCACUUCACAUGCAGAGAAGCAUUCUGCACAGGUUUUCUGAUGGCCUGGACAUUAUCAGCUUGGGACAGGUGACUUCCACUCUGCACAUGCUCAGUGAAGACAGACAUCUGUGGAAAAAGCUUUGCCAAUACCACUUUGCAGAAAAGCAGUUUUGCAGACACUUGAUUUUGACUGAGAACGGUUGUGUUGACUGGAAGCUGAUGUAUUUCACACUUCAGAAGUACUGUCCAAAAAAAGAGCAAUAUGGAGAUGUUCUUCAGUUCUGUCGCCAUUGCAGUAUUUUGUUCUGGAAGGACACAGGCCAUCCAUGUACAGCCAACAAUCCUGAAAGUUGCUGUACACCAGUGUCGCCUCAGCACUUCAUCGAUCUCUUUAAAUUUUAAAUGGAACUACUGAUACUUUAAGGCAUUUAUUUUAGAUGGCCCUGAUCAGUUCUCAUAGGAGAGCAACCAAUCUGCUUCCUUUCCUUGUGCAAUAUAAUUUUCUUUAAUGGGGAAAAGUUUUUUAUAUAAAAAUAUCCAUAUGAAAUAUUGCCAAAAUUAGUUAAAAAUAAUGUAGGGCGUUUAUUGUUUCUUUAAAUAUAAAAGAAUAUAACUCUUCCAAACGUCUGCAUGUUUUGAUUCUUGAUUUGUUUUAAUAACAUUACAAUUUCAGUUUCAACAUUUUUGUGCAUAAUAAUCACAUUUCAGGCUAAAAGUAUCUAAGUGAAGCAAUUAUUUUUGGCUUUUUUUAGCAAAAGGAUUAGAGUUCUAUCAUUUUAAAACACAAUGCACUUUUGUUUAGCUGACUUCUGGAUAAAGCAUUGGGCCCUAAACAGCAUUUAAGUUGCAGUAGUAUGAGGAUAAACUGUUACUGCUUUGAUUCAUUGUGUAUUUAAUAUUUUUAAAAAAUGUAUAACAUAAUGAAGUGCAUUAUUUUGUUAUAUCAUUCCAGCCGCUUGUAAUGUUGCUGGGCUUGGUGAUCCUAAGUACCAUAUUGUGACAAGUUUGAGAUGCAUAUUAAUUUUUAAUAAAAUCUUUAUCUAAAUUUAUAAUAUUUUGCAACACCAGUAAUGUACUGUCAGAACUUUGCCAUGUAGAUAUUUUGGAUGGUGGGAGGAAAUAAAGAACCUUGCUGCAUUUUGUUCAAUCUAUUCAUUUUUGAUGCCAUAUUAAGAUUGAAAUCUUGAUCUGCCCCAUAAAUAUUGUAACACAUGUUG